UUUUUGCAAACGUCACUGUGCAUAAUUCGUCGAACGUGACGGAUAGAACGAGGAAAAAAAAAGAGAGUCAUGAAGAGCGCCUUCACACUCCUCGCUAAGGACCGGCCCAAGACGUUCAUAGUAAGCUAUGCGCCAGAAUACAAAAACUUUAUCGUCAACCACGUCGUAAGCGAUGCUUCGCAUCCCCUCCACGAGACGCAGAAGCGCAGACAGGCAGAACGCAAGAAGCAAGGGCUCUGGUGGCAUGCAACCACGGGCGUCAGUCUGAGCAAGUCGAGCUGCGUGCGAGCAUGGGCAAGGCGCCGUCUACGCAAUGCAAUCAAAGACGAACUGAAAGAGCGAGGAUACGAUGACCAUGGCAUGUUUGUCAAUGCCAAAGCUAUUCAAGAUAGACCCGAUCUCAUGGAAUUGCUGAAAGCGGGCAAAAAGCUGGAUCUGACGGGCAGCCUGAGACUGCACGUUCAGGAGCCCUUGAUUGCUGCUAAAUAUACAGAGGUGCGCGCGGAGACGGGAAACGUCAUUGAGGCCGUGGUGCAGGCUAUGAAGAAUGGACCGGGCGAACAUGGCUCUUCAAGGCCGACAAGGAAGCGGCCGGAUUGGAAUCCACCUUCUGCUCAACGACCUCUUUCACCCAGGAUGCGAGGACAGUCCUCGAAGCAUCAUAUUGGGUAAUACACGACUGUCGUUUUGUUUGCAUAUGCCUUACUUCAGAAAGCCAUGCCUGCUAUUGAUACUCGGAAGGACAUAUUGGAACAGAACAUAUCGCCACUUUCGGUACUUACAGCUCGUUGACUGUGCAAGGGAAGGUACAGAAGUCAUAAUACAGUCGUUGUCGAAUCGAGACUUGUUGUUUGACUAUUACUAUUACUAUCUUCUCUAUCGAUGUCGAACAGGCCAGGAUAUCAAGGUCAAAGACGUCUAUACCAUCUCUUCUUCGCCUUGAUUUCUACAACUGGCCGG
Molecule: messenger RNA, 960 nt
Organism: Bipolaris sorokiniana ND90Pr
Lineage: Eukaryota; Fungi; Ascomycota; Dothideomycetes; Pleosporales; Pleosporaceae
Exons: 1
Coding region: 70-672 (200 amino acids)
Source: RefSeq, a predicted model, not a curated record